CCGCCGGUCAUGGCGGGUGGGUGCGGGAGGUGGCGGGUGAGGCUGUGCGCGGCGGCUGUGGGACUGAGCGCGGCGGUGCUGGCGCUGACGGCGGCGGUGCUGAUCCGCGCCUACGCGCUGCGAUCCCCGGCCAUCCCGCGGCUGUGGGAACGGCGCGGGGGAACGGCCGCUUUUAGUAUCGGAGAGAGGUUGGAACUGAAGGAAACGCUGCGAGGUGCUGUUAAAAUCCCGACUGUUUCCGUGUCUCCAGAGGACUUAAAUGCAACCGCCAUGGCAGAAUUUGGGGAUUACAUUCAGAAAGUUUUCCCAGCUGUAUUUUCUUCCAAGUUCAUUCAACACGAAAUUGUUGGGGAGUACAGCCACCUCUUCACAGUUCAGGGUUCUGACUCUGAAAUGAUGCCCUACAUGCUGCUUGCACACAUGGAUGUUGUGCCUGCUUCCCCUGAGGGUUGGGAUUUCCCUCCUUUCUCAGCUGCAGAACAUGAAGGUUUCAUCUAUGGACGAGGAACUCUGGACAACAAAAACUCUGCCAUUGGGAUUCUGCAAGCUCUAGAAUUCUUACUGAGAAGAAAUUAUAGACCCCGCAGGUCUUUCUACAUUGGCAUUGGCCAUGAUGAAGAGGUGUUUGGUCGGAAGGGAGCAGUGAAGAUUGCAGCUCUGCUGGAAUCCAGAGGAGUGAAACUCUCCUUCUUGCUGGAUGAGGGAAGCGCCAUACUGGACGGUAUCAUUGCGGGCAUGAAGAAGCCAGUAGCUCUAAUUGCUGUCACAGAAAAAGGUUCAAUAACACUGAACUUCACUGUGGAAAAAGAGCCAGGACAUUCAUCCUUCCCUCCAAAAGAGACAAGUAUUGGCAUUCUUGCAACAGCAAUGUCCAGACUGGAGCAGAAUCCCAUGCGCAAUCUGUUUGGCUAUGGUCCGGAACUCAUGACUAUGGAGCACCUUGCAUCAGAGUUCAAUUUUCCUCUCAAUCUCAUCAUGAGCAAUCUCUGGCUGUUUUCACCUAUUGUCAGCAGAGUUCUUGCCUGGAAACCUUCCACUAAUGCCUUGAUUCGAACUACUACAGCAGUCACAAUGUUUAACGCAGGAAUCAAGCUCAAUGUCAUCCCAUCAUCUGCAAGAGCAACUGUGAACUUCCGGAUCCACUCUGCAGAGAAGGCCAUUGAGGUGCUAGAGACAGUUAGAAACACAGUUGCUGAUGACAGAGUGAAGAUUGAUGUCGUAGAGGCCUUUGACCCUCUUCCCAUCAGCCCAUGGGAUGACCAGACCUUUGGAGUCCAUGUUUUUCAAAGAACCAUUCUGGAUACUUUUCCAAAUGUUGACAGUGUAGUCCCAGGCACGUGUAUUGGAAACACAGACAGCAGGCAUUUCACUAACGUCACAGAUGCCAUUUAUCGAUUCAACCCAGUGCUCUUGAAGUCAGAUGAUCUUCCCAGGAUCCAUGGGUUGAAUGAGAGAAUCUCGGUUGAGAGUUAUGAGAAACAGGUCGAGUUUCUCUUUCAGCUCAUUAAGAACUGUGAUGUUGACAAGCUUCCGGAGCCUCACGCAAACUCUCAUGAGCUGUGAGACAAAAACCCAAGAGGAAAAGCUGCUGAGGUGGACUUUGGGAUGGCAGAGGUCUGGGCCAUAAGCAGCAGUUGUGUGUUGCACAUUGAGUGAUGUCUGAAGUUUGGUUUUACAUACUGUGGUUUACAUACAGAUGGAAACACUGCUGGUUUGCAGCUCCAGGCAAACAUACAGUUUGCUGUUAAGUGAUAAUAAUAGGGACAAAACACAACCACCCAGAUCUCUGUGCAUCCCUGGGCUUACGUGCAGCCAUUAAUCUGAUAUUAUUAAUUUUUUCAGCAUUUUCUUCAGUCUUUAAGCCUCUGAAAUUGGAAGUCACUUAAAAAUCAAAGCUGUAAUUUGUAGUCAUUCAUGCAUCGUUAAAAGAGGCUGAUCUUCCAAUGUCAAAGUUGUCUUUUACAGUUAAUUAGUUUUCACAAAUGAUGUGCCUGUCAGAAGCUGGUGUGAGGAGAACAUGAUGGGGUGUAGAUUGGAUGUCAUUGGAUACAGCUGCACUAAGAGGCUGUUGCACUGCUGAGGGUGUGGGCUCCUUUCCCAGCUGAUCCUUAUAACCAGCAUCAGUGGUACUCUCAGGUGAUGCCAGGGUGAAAUUGAUACUGCUGUUUUCUAACUGAUUUCUGAUUGUAGCUUAAAAUGCUGAGCUUUGGGGGGUUUUAGCAAUGUUGCUUUAACGUUGCUAACCUGAUCUAUGCGGUGCUAGAGAAGUUUUUUCCUCUCUUUUCUGUGACUCUCUCUGUCUCUCUCUAGUAAGGCCCAGGAUAUGUUGUGAUGCUGAGUGUCUGAGUAAGGAAACGUGGCUUUGAACAGGUAAACUAAACCAGUACUGCCUGACCGUCCUGUUUCUUUUUUCACUGAAUCUGUUUCUGUAGCAUUCCUCUUUUCUUCCCCAGAGAACUUCUUUGUGAAAGUUGGUGAAGCUCUCCCAUUUCCUCCAGUUCAGAGGGAGCAGAGCCUUCUCUCCACCUUUAUGGCCUAUUCUUCUACUUCUCACUUUACCUGCUGCUUCUAUCGACUCAGCUUUCUGGGAAGUCUAAUAUGCACAGGCCAUUGAUAUUGGCUGUUUUUAUUUCUUCUUGCACUAGCAUGCCUGUCUUUGUUGGCACUAAAGGGUUAAAUAUUUUCUUGGCCUCAACAGUCUGUUCAGUUGGAGUUACUGCUAUUUGUUAAAGAAUUCAGAACUAGGAAUUAGCCAAAGAAAAGACUGUGUGUAGGCUGUUUUCUUGCACUGACAUGCAGACUCUGCUAUAGGAAGGAGGCAAACCUUCUGUUGCACUGUUGCAGAGAUGUGUCUUUUUUUCUGAGUAUGAGUGAUAGACUGGAAUUGGAUGGUUGUUCUGCUCAUAAUUCAUAGUGCAAAAUGUGCUGGGAUGUGCAGGAAAUACCCAAGAAUGUAUCCUGAAAAACAGUAGAACUGUGAUUCCUGAUACCCAUUCACCAUUUUCUAUUUAUUUGCAGUCUGAUCUUAUCAGUAUUGCCAAUGGGCUGAACUGUCUCAAGCUAUUAAAUAACUGAAACCAAAUCAGCACUUUUAUCUAAUAAAGCAGUGAAUGCAGAUUCUUUUCAUGAUUAUUAUUUAGUUUUAUGAUGUACCUUUAUAAUUGCAAUGAAAUCAUUUCCACACCUGAUUCUACAGCAGAGCGAGUCAUAAAGUUUCCAUCAAAACAAUUCCACGUAUUUUUCCAGCCUGCUUUAGUCUUUGUACCCUCCUUGGUGUUCUUUUUAUACAAAAAUUAGCUAACUCUGUUUAUGUGUUACUGGGUAGUAACAUAAAGGGUUAGGUGGUGUCUUGUGGUCCCUUCAAUCUUAACUGUUCUGAUUCUGUUGUAGGGAUCAUGUUGCAAAAAUCCUAUCUUAGGCCAUGCUGUUGUGCAGUGGAGAUGGUGUUGUGGUGUUUGGGAGGGAUUUGUUGCCUGUUCUAAUAGCAAAUGAGCCCUAAAGACAUAAAGCAUCCUUUAUUCUUUUGUAAUUUCCUAUCCCCAAACAAAAAUCCCUUAUCAGCUGUGUUUUGGUGAGGGCUGUUUCUUUAAAAGCAAUUCAUUUCAAGAUUCAUUUUGCUGCUGAAGAAAAAGUGAAGAGCAAAGCAGUUCUGGGAAGGCAUGGUUGCUUUUGGCAGGUAAUGUGCAAAUGUGUGCCAUGAGGUUUUGCUAAUGCAUUUCAUUGCAGAACCUCAUUAAUUACUGCUCAUCAUGCAGUGCCUCUGCAAUGUGCAAAUGUUCAGCAGAGCUUUGUUGCAACCUGAAGCCACUCAACUGAAAGCCUCAUCCAUCAGGAUGUAAUGGUGGAAAGCAUGUUUCCCACCUUUCUCCAUUUCUUUCCAGUCAUUUCUGCUUUUUUUUUCCUGUGUAGCAGCUUUGCUUUUGUAUUCCCAGCUGAUUAGCAGCCAUGCCACGCUCAUCUGGCCCAAUUCUGAAGGAUUGAUCAGUGUUUGGUGUCUGCACACCUCUUCUGACAGAGCAGUUUUUCUUCCCUGCUCCUUUUUCUGUUCAUAUGAUAUGCUCUCCAGGAAUGUCUCUCAUCUUAGUGUCAUCAUGUAAAUAAAAACGUAAGGAUGAUGCUUUAGCCUUUUCUGCUAAGAUCUCAUACUUUGUAUAGCAUAAGUAAUUGCUUGGUAAUAUCAAGUUCACCAUCACAAAUACAGAUUAAUAGCUCUGGCUUUUUUUUUUUUGUAAUGAGUCACAGUGCUCUGGUCAUUUAGGGCAAUUACCUCUGAUUCAUCAUAGAAGUAAAAGCCUGAUUUUCUGUUCUGAAGACACGUAACUUGGCAUUAUAUCUAACGGGGUUGUGAAUGCUGUUUGCAUUAGUCAGAUUCCAGUACAUUAACAUGUUCCUGUGUUAAAGCCAUAGUAACUUCCUGCUUUAUAGGCAAGUUUACAGAGCUGCCAUUCUUCUGACAGUGGUUUCUCACAGCAGCAGGUCUGUUGCUCAGAAGUAGCAGCCUGCUUGCUAGCACCCCAGCUGAUGGAGGGUCAUAUGUGCCUGCAGGAGGAUGGUGAGAAGGUCAUACUCCACACCUGCACUGUCUAAAGAAAACUCUGUUGCUAGCAUCUAUUUAAAACAACAUGGUUUAUUUUGAGACCUGAGUGACCAUGGAGAGUUCAGGCACGGGGCUGAAGAAGAAUGCAGGAACAAGGUGUUUACAGAGUUGUUUCCCUCCAGCCUUACAUUUGGUACAUGUUCUUGGCUCCUCUUUGCCAUUUUGUUUGCUGUUUCACUGGUGAAUCUGUUUGCUCAAGCAGGUACUAUGAGAACAGUGCAGGCUGUGCCAUCACCAAGCCCUGGUCUUGUCAGUGCCACAGAGCAAGGUGCUUAAGGUAGAUGUGAGGGGCAAAUUCUUCACUCAGAGGGCAGUGAGGCCAUGGAGAAAUGUUGCUGCCCCAUCCCUGGAGAUGCUACCUGGAUGAGCCCUGGGCAUCCUGAGCUGGUGGGGGGGCAGCCAGCCUACUGUGGGGAAUUUGGGUGUCUUUAAGGUCCUUUCCAACCUAAACCAUUCUAUUGUACACUGAGGAGCUUGGAGGAUGAACCCAGCAUUGACCUUUGCACUGCAUGCAGUCUUCAGCAGCAGCAGAGUGCUUGCUGGCACUCAGAAACACAGCCAGGAGUUUGUCAUUUUAGUCCCUAGAUUCAGCUCUUAAAGAAAUGACACUGCCUUCACCUCUGAGGUCUCUUACAGCACUACCAGUCGCAUGCCACCAUCUCUCAGCGCUCAUAGCAAAGCCUAGAGGUAUUCAGCAGUGCUGCCCUGGGAUUUAUUGGCUUUAACCAAACAACACAGACGAGGCAGGCAGCGUGUGGUCAGCACUGCCAUGCAGGGGGCUCAGCUCCACUUCCACAGCUGCCAGGGCGGCUGUGAUCAAGAGCUCAGCGUGGGGGGGAAGGGAGUGCCCUGCCCUGCACUGCAGAGAUCUUGCUGACUGAUUUCAGAGCUGGGAUGGGGGGCCCCAAAGGAAGCUGCACUCAGUUCUGAGCAGGAAGGAAAAUGACUGCAUGGAAGGGUGUUUAGUGCAACGGGUGGAAGACAAAGAGUGAAUGCACUUCUGUGUUGGCUUGUGCCUGGGCAGUGGGGUGUGAGGGGCAAUGUGCAAGUCACGAAGCAUAUCCCAGGAUGCUUUUUGGCAUAUCUUUUCUUUUAUAACUUUAAUCCAGCAUAAUUAUGUGGCUUACUGUAGCCAUGUGAGCACUUGGAUCGUUGAGCACUGUGCCUAAUAGUGCACUACUGGGACAGCCACACGGAGGAGCCUGGCUGCACUUCAGUUACUUCUCUAAGUAAUCAGAAAGCUCCUUCUAGCUCAUGGCAAUAAUCCUCUGCUCAGGGGUUGUGCUCACUGCAUGGCAGUGCUGAGGUUCUCUGCAUGCUCUCUGUCUGGCUAGCACAGCUCUACCAGCUGAUUUUUGUGUUUUCUGUUUGAUAAAGGUGAUUAGAGAGAGGCAGCAGCAGGUUACUGUCAUAGACUGAUCCAGAGGCCACAGCAAGGGAGUUGAGCUCCUCCAGAAAGCUUACAAGAGGGAAUCUGAAAGGUUGGUUGUUUCUUUUUCUAGCCACUUUUUCAGCCACUACAUCUGUUAUGUACAUAUCCAAACUACAUUUAAACUUUGUAGCUUCCCUACUGACCGUACUCUAACUUUGGUACAGGACUGAUUUCAGCCUACCUGUCAAGCCUGUGCAAGUAUUUUGGAGGAGUAAUGUGCCCUGCAGCACUUUUAUCCUUCCAAGUCCACUUGGAUACUUAAAUCUUGUUACUGCAGUACUGUGUAGUUGUACUAAGGCACCAGAAUUAAUCCAGUGUCACCUUUGGGCUGUUGGGAAGUGAAAGGAUCUUUAUGGAGUGGAGAGUCAAGAGGUGAUUCUCACUUCUCCAUCCCAGCAGCCUUGUGCUGUUAGUCCUUUUUUCACCUUAAUUUCAGAAUAUAAAUGAAUUUGCAGCUUAUAUCCGGAGCAAAGCAGCAAUGAGAGGCAUGUCCUCAGUCCCCACGUGGCAGGUGUCUGUGCUGUCACUGGGUCAGCAGCUGUGACACAGGAACCUCUGCUCUGCAGCACGGGAAGCCAAAACCUUCCAGCUCCUCUGUGCCAGGUGCUCUCCCAUGGCUGAAAGCCCUCAGGAUGUUCCUGGCUGAGGGCAACCUGUGUUUGUUGCAGCGGACGCAGCACGUGGGUGACACCUGAGUGCAGUUGAGAGAUGUGGUUUAAUCCUCGAGAAAAAGGAUGGUGAUGGUUUUGUUUGUUUCCAGGCUAGAAAACAAAAUUCCAUGAGCUGCAUUUCUUCUUCCAGAUCAGGGCCAGAUCAGGGCCAGCUUCCAGUGUUGCCUGCCAUUGUGAACUGUUUGCUCAGGACUGACGUCUGCAGGGGUGCAUAAG
Phasianus colchicus (ring-necked pheasant) is the source of this 6916-nucleotide messenger RNA. RefSeq names its product peptidase M20 domain containing 1 (gene PM20D1). Gene Ontology annotation, molecular function: hydrolase activity, acting on carbon-nitrogen (but not peptide) bonds, in linear amides. The record is from RefSeq and is a predicted model, not a curated record. Gene Ontology annotation, biological process: amino acid metabolic process; lipid metabolic process. NCBI's taxonomy places the organism in Eukaryota, Metazoa, Chordata, Aves, Galliformes, Phasianidae.